UAGUGCCCUCCAGCUGAUAUAAACAUGAGCCCUGAGAACCAAAGCAGUGUGUCCGAGUUCCUCCUCCUGGGCCUCCCCAUCCAGCCAGAGCAGCAGGCCGUGUUCUUCACCCUGUUCCUGGGCAUGUACCUGACCACAGUGCUGGGGAACCUGCUCAUCAUCCUGCUCAUCCGGCUGGACUCUCACCUUCACAACCCCGUGUGCUUCUUCCUCAGCCACUUGGCCCUCACUGACGUCUACUUUUCAUCUGUCACUGUCCCUAAGAUGAUGAUGAACAUGCAGACCCAGCACCUAGCUAUCUUUUACAAGGGGUGCAUUUCACAGACAUAUUUUUUCAUAUUCUUUGCUGACUUAGACAGUUUCCUUAUCACUUCAAUGGCGUAUGACAGGUAUGUGGCCAUCUGUCACCCUCUACAUUAUGCCAUCAUCCUGGGUCAGAGUCAGCAUGAGCUGGUGGCUGGGUCCUGGGUCAUCGCUUGUGCGUGUGCUCUUUUGCACACUCUCCUCCUGGCCUGGCUUUCCUUCUGUGCUGAUCACAUCAUCCCUCACUUCUUCUGUGACCUUGGUGCCCUGCUCAAGUUGUCCUGCUCAGACACCUCCCUCAAUCAGUUAGCAAUCUUUACAGCAGGAUUGACAGCCAUUAUGCUUCCAUUCCUGUGUAUCCUGGUUUCUUAUGGUCACACUGCAGUCACCAUCCUCCAGAUUCCCUCUACUAAUGGCAUAUGCAAAGCCUUGUCCACUGGUGGAUCUCACCUCUCAGCAGUGACUCUCUAUUAUGGGACCAUUAUUGGUCUCUAUUUUCUUCCCCCAUCCAGCAACACUAAUGACAAGAACAUAAUUGCUUCAGUGAUAUACACAGUAGUCACUCCCAUGUUGAACCCCUUCAUUUACAGUCUGAGAAAUAAAGACAUCAAGGGAGCCUUAAGAAAACUCUUGAGUAGGUCGGGCGCAGUGGCUCACGCCUGUAAUCUCAGCACUUUGGGAGGCCGAGGCAGAUGGAUCACAAUAUAA
Macaca mulatta (Rhesus monkey) is the source of this 1011-nucleotide messenger RNA. RefSeq names its product olfactory receptor 1J1. The record is from RefSeq and is a predicted model, not a curated record. NCBI's taxonomy places the organism in Eukaryota, Metazoa, Chordata, Mammalia, Primates, Cercopithecidae. Gene Ontology annotation, biological process: G protein-coupled receptor signaling pathway. Gene Ontology annotation, cellular component: membrane. Gene Ontology annotation, molecular function: olfactory receptor activity; G protein-coupled receptor activity.